AUGACUAAUAUGCCGAGUCUUAAGACACUUAAUCUUCAAGAUGACAAGACCAUCACUUCAUAUCCACCAACAUUGUCAUUCCCAAACAUAACAACCAUCACUCUCACCGAUUUACCUCUAAAAAUAUCUUGGCAAACUGAUGGCAUCUAUUUUAAAUCAAAUUCAAAUAGUUCAGGUCAAAAAGAUAAAUGUAUUCAAGAUACAAAGAACUGCUAUGGAAAUGGUCAAUGUGUUGAUAAUAAUGGAGUUUGUGGUGAUCAAGGUUAUGAUCCUGCUGAUAAUUGUAGAACCAAAUUUGCACCAAUUAAACCAAAUAUAAAUAAUACAUCGCCAACAGCUUCAUUUGACAUGGAUGGAAUUGAUUUUGAAUUAGAAAUGGUUUCAAUUCAAGAAUUGGAUUUGGAACAAGCAGUAUUAAAAGAAAUAGCAACACUAGAAUGGACGUCUACCAUUAUUGAAAAAACAACAACACUGACCAAUGUAUAUUAUCAACUUGAUACAACAACCAGUUUGAUAAAUUCACCACCAUUGGUCACAGCCAACAUAUCAUUCUCAACAAUUGCAAGAUCAAUAGCAUUUGGACUUCAACAAUUAACGAUCAACCCCAACUCUAUUAAAUUGGCAGUCAAUAUUUCAUCUUGGACAUUUGAAAGUAAUCUUUCCUAUUUGCGAGUUGUAUUUAAAACAAAAAUCAACAACAAACAAUCCUAUACUUUUGAUUGUGAAGAACAUUCAAUUGAUGCUUUGUCAUUUGAUUAA
Messenger RNA from Cavenderia fasciculata, 759 nucleotides. RefSeq lists its product as uncharacterized. The coding region runs from base 1 to 759 and encodes 252 amino acids. NCBI's taxonomy places the organism in Eukaryota, Evosea, Eumycetozoa, Acytosteliales, Cavenderiaceae. The transcript is spliced from 3 exons. Gene Ontology annotation, biological process: sexual reproduction. The record is from RefSeq and is a predicted model, not a curated record.